UCAUUUGUAUUUACUGCGAUUCUUAAAGAUGUCUGCGCCCAUAGAAGUCAAUAUUCCAAGUUUUUAGUAAAGUUCUACAGAUUGCUAUCCGUUGAUUCAGAAAUUCUUAUCGAUAUGAUUGGUGAUUUGGCCAAGGGGCAAGAAAAAUCCAACAUUGUUCUGAUCGAAGAUUCAUCAGACUAUCCUGGUAGAGGUGUAUUGUGUUCUUUUAUAACUAGUCUUGCAGAGAGAGUUGAUGAGAUACAUAUUGUCUGUUAUGAUGGCAGGUCAAGAGAUAUCAAGUCACACAUUGAUGUAAGCAGGUGCAAGAUAUAUGAUGGACAUUCAGACAUUUUGAAUUGGAAUAGCACUGCUAGUCUAAAUGUGACAGUGGAUCUUAUACCUUUCCUAAAAGAAAAAAAUAAUUUCCAUGGCAACAAGAAAAUUGCUGUUGUGAUUGAUUCACUCAGCCAGUUGAUUCUGUACAGAUCUGCAUCAUACACAUGUCAAAUUAUUCAUAAGUUGGCAUAUACACAGUGUUUAGGUUGUGAAGUGGAACAGGUCGUCUGCUUGCUGCAUGAAGAUUUACAUGAUCACAUGACCAGUUCACUGGUUGAACAUACUGCAUCAACAAUCAUCAAGAUGAAAAAGCCCAGUACUGAUCAGCAUACACACGGGUGUGACAUGUUCCAUAAAAAGAUUUCAGGGAAGAUAACUCAGAAUAGUGAAAACUUCAGUUUGACAUAUAACUUUGAAAUUAAGGAUGUAAAGGAAGUUUCAACAGUGAUCAGUCUACAAACUUCAGCAGACGACAGUCAGGUUGACCCUGCUGCAAAUUUGACCUUUAACUUGACCUUAACAGAUAAAGAAAAGAAAGCGAGAAGUCAAGUCAAGUUACCCUAUACAUACGACCAACAAAGACAAGAAGACACUUUGAGCAAGUCUGUUGGAGAAGGAAAGAUAUUUUACCAGCCUGAUGAAAUAGAUGAUUUUGACGAGGAAGACCCUGAUGAUGACCUUGACAUUUGACCCUAGCAUCUAUUAAAUUCAUCAAAUUCU
Molecule: messenger RNA, 1038 nt
Organism: Mytilus trossulus (common blue mussel)
Lineage: Eukaryota; Metazoa; Mollusca; Bivalvia; Mytilida; Mytilidae
Product: elongator complex protein 5-like
Exons: 8
Coding region: 115-1008 (297 amino acids)
Biological process (GO): tRNA wobble uridine modification
Cellular component (GO): nucleus; elongator holoenzyme complex; cytosol
Molecular function (GO): tRNA binding
Source: RefSeq, a predicted model, not a curated record